Molecule: messenger RNA, 626 nt
Organism: Chiloscyllium plagiosum (whitespotted bambooshark)
Lineage: Eukaryota; Metazoa; Chordata; Chondrichthyes; Orectolobiformes; Hemiscylliidae
Source: RefSeq, a predicted model, not a curated record
CAACAACAACAACAACAACAACAACUGUACCUACAACUACACCUGGCUACACCAGUACUUCAACACCAGAAGAAACCACUUCAACAACAGUAUACACCACGACAGCACCGUCAACGUCCAGCUCCACACCUGAACAAAAAUCCACAACAGUCUCACCAACAACGACUGGCUCAACCACUGGCUCCACAACUGAAACCACAACAACAUCAGUGACGACCACCAUAUCCAGUUCUUCUGCCAGCUCCACAACUGAAGAAUCAACUACUACAACAGGGACAAGCCCGACAACUGAGACGACUGGCAGCUCCACAGCCACAACAACAACAAGUGUUCGUCCAACUACACCUGGCUACACAAGUACUUCCACAACAGAAGAAACCACUUCAACAACAGUAUACACCACGACAGCACCGUCAACGUCCAGCUCCACAACUGAACAAAUCUCCACCAUAGUCUCACCAACAACUAGUGGCUCAACCACUGGCUCCACAACUGAAACCACAACAACAUCAGAGACGACUACCACAGCCAGUUCUGCUGCCAGCUCCACAACUGGUGAGUCAGGUCCUUUUACAUUAAACAUGAGAAAACAAUUCGAAACAAGAACCGACAAAUCAUCUGAAUAG